Penicillium argentinense is the source of this 1452-nucleotide messenger RNA. Its product is annotated as putative 3-beta hydroxysteroid dehydrogenase/isomerase family protein. Lineage: Eukaryota; Fungi; Ascomycota; Eurotiomycetes; Eurotiales; Aspergillaceae. The transcript is spliced from 3 exons. Gene Ontology annotation, molecular function: 3-beta-hydroxy-Delta5-steroid dehydrogenase (NAD+) activity. Gene Ontology annotation, biological process: steroid biosynthetic process. The record is from RefSeq and is a predicted model, not a curated record. The coding region runs from base 1 to 1452 and encodes 483 amino acids.
AUGAUCCCGAUCAUUUUGGCACUGCUGGGCGUGGGCCUGUACCUGCGCCAUGUGAACACCAUCAUGAAGGCCGUGCCUCCAGAAGCAACAGCUGCCUCGCCGCACCGCUGGACCAUCGAACAAAUCAAAGCCGGCUACAAAAAGGCCCUCGAAAACCCCGUCGAGGUCGACCAAAGUCUCCCGCCCAAACAAGCCCGGCGCUACGUCGUCGUGGGUGGAUCCGGUCUCGUCGGCGGCUGGAUCGUCUCGCAUCUUCUCGCGCGUGGUGAAGACCCAUCCGCUAUCCGCGUGCUCGAUCUCCUCGCGCCAACACAGCAAGUCCUCCAGCAAGGCGUGGGCUAUGUGAAGACCAACAUCAGCGACGACCUGGCUGUCACCACGGCAUUUGAGUCGCCAUGGCCUGAGAGCAUCGCCCGUCUCCCCUUGACGGUUUUCCACACUGCUGCUAUCAUCCGUCCGCAGGAUCGACUGGAGAUAUUUCUUCCGCUGUGCAGCAACGUAAACAUCGAGGGUACACGCAACGUGCUCAACGCCGCGAGGAAGGUCGGCGCUUCCUGCUUUGUCUCGACCUCGUCUGGCUCCGUCUCGCUCCACAAGCUAGGCUUCUGGGUCGCGCCGUGGAAGAAGCUGCCUCAGCGCGCGUUCCAGGUGCUCAGCGACGAGGCGAAGGUGCCGCAGGAGCAUAACAUGUUCUUUGGCAAUUAUGCCGUGACGAAGGUGGAAGCGGAGAAAAUGGUUCGUGAGGCGGAUGACCCGUCAUCUAAUUUCCGGACUGGUUGUAUUCGACCUGCGAAUGGCAUUUAUGGUAUUGGCAGUGAUGCCAGUAUGACCCUGACUGGCGUCUACCUGCGGAAUCAGGGCAGUCCCACCUGGACCCGCCCCGUAAUUCAAAGCUUCGUCAACGCCGAAAACGUCUCAAUCGCCCACCUUCUCUACGAGCAACGUCUGCUCGAACAAAGCCAGCCAACCUCCAACCUCCCAAACACAGGCGGCCAAUCCUUCGUCGUGACAGAUCCAAACCCAGCCGUCUCCUUCAGCGACAUUUACACGCUCCUCGAAACACUCUCCAAAACACCCGUCUCCUUCCCCUCCAUCCCGCCCGUCCCCUUCUUCGUCUUCUCCUACCUGGUCGAGUUCUACUCCGUCAUCCAGUACAAAUACCUCCAAUUCCUCCCAAAGUUGACCGGCGACCUGAGCCAGGUGCAGCCUGCGCUCUUUUCCAUCUCCGACGUCUUCUGCAUUGCCGAUGAUAGUCGGGCGCGGAAGGCACCUGAGCUUGGUGGGUUGGGAUACAACCCGCCUCUUAGUACGUUGGAGGGCAUGUGUAAGCAGCUUGUGGAUUGGAAUCGGAAGGCGGAGUUGAAAGAGGUUGAUGUUGAUGUUGCGAAGAUUGGGCCUGUGGCUGUUUCGGAGAAGGGGGUUGAUGUUAAUCUUGUUUCGCCGAAGAUUUGA